Messenger RNA from Lactuca sativa (garden lettuce), 1172 nucleotides. RefSeq names its product aquaporin PIP2-4. NCBI's taxonomy places the organism in Eukaryota, Viridiplantae, Streptophyta, Magnoliopsida, Asterales, Asteraceae. Gene Ontology annotation, cellular component: membrane. The record is from RefSeq and is a predicted model, not a curated record. Gene Ontology annotation, biological process: transmembrane transport. Gene Ontology annotation, molecular function: channel activity.
ACUCAUCAUCAUCAUCCAAAGUUCCUAUAUCUCUUUCUUAAACACACAAACACACCAAACAUACACACAGCUUUCGGAAAUGGGUAAAGACGUUGAAGUUGGUGGCCAUGACUACAGCGCAAAAGAUUACGAAGACCCUCCACCGGCUGCCUUUAUUGACGCCGAGGAACUCACGAAAUGGUCUUUUUACAGAGCCAUCAUUGCUGAGUUCAUAGCCACCCUUUUGUUCCUUUACAUCACCGUCUUGACUGUCAUCGGCUACAAGUCUCAAACCGAUCCCGCCCACAGCUCCGACCAGUGCGGUGGCGUAGGAAUACUAGGCAUCGCUUGGGCCUUCGGUGGCAUGAUCUUCGUUCUCGUUUACUGCACCGCCGGCAUCUCUGGAGGACACAUUAACCCUGCGGUUACGUUUGGGUUGUUCUUGGCUAGGAAGGUGACACUCCCGAGGGCAGUGAUGUACAUCGUUGCUCAAUGCUUGGGGGCUAUCUGCGGUUGUGGUCUUGUUAAGGCUUUCCAGAAGACUUACUAUAAUACUUAUGGUGGCGGCGCCAACGAGCUCGCCGACGGUUACAGUAAAGGCACUGGCUUGGGUGCUGAGAUCAUCGGGACAUUUGUUCUUGUAUACACCGUCUUCUCCGCCACUGAUCCUAAGAGAAAUGCACGCGAUUCCCAUGUCCCUGUGUUGGCACCUCUUCCUAUUGGAUUUGCUGUGUUCAUGGUUCACUUGGCAACAAUCCCAAUCACCGGCACCGGAAUCAACCCUGCUCGUAGUUUUGGCGCUGCCGUCAUGUAUGGAAAAGAUAAGGCAUGGGAUGAUCAAUGGAUAUUCUGGGUGGGACCGAUGAUCGGAGCCGCCAUCGCCGCCUUCUACCACCAGUACGUAUUGAGAGCAGCGGCUGUAAAAGCUCUUGGAUCCUUCAGGAGCAAUGCCUAGGGAAAGAGAAUGAAGUUUGCAAGAAAUUGUAAAAGUUGGCUUUUUUUUAUUUUUUUUUGGUUGUUGUUGUUUUCGUUUUGGUAUUUAGGGCCCAUAUUUUUGCAAUGUGCCCAAUAAGGUCUCUUGACUAUGGUUUUCUGUACAUUUAGUCCCUUUUGUUUUGAUGUAAUUGUUCAAAGGGUUUAUUUGCAACCCAAAUGCAAACAUACCAAGCAAGGGGUUUUGUCAUCGACUUUCA